Suillus fuscotomentosus is the source of this 1735-nucleotide messenger RNA. RefSeq names its product AFG1-like ATPase-domain-containing protein. The transcript is spliced from 6 exons. The record is from RefSeq and is a predicted model, not a curated record. Gene Ontology annotation, cellular component: cytoplasm; mitochondrion. Lineage: Eukaryota; Fungi; Basidiomycota; Agaricomycetes; Boletales; Suillaceae. Bases 140 to 1735 code for a protein of 531 amino acids. Gene Ontology annotation, biological process: protein quality control for misfolded or incompletely synthesized proteins. Gene Ontology annotation, molecular function: ATP hydrolysis activity; ATP binding.
CCGUACCCCGUCGGCCGGUAUCGUGUGUGGCGUCCAAUUCUUUCCUGUGCAGUGAACUUCCAACCACUUCCUUGCAUUACACACUACUAUUUCUCCUUCAUUUUUUGUUUUUUUUGUUUGUGGACGGAACAUUGUCAAUAUGAAUCCAGCUCGGUCUAGUGCGCUCCACCAGCGGAAUCGACUCCUAUUGCGGACGGCAGCACAAAGUAGGCGGGCGUUGACCACAUCAAUACCAGUUGCCUCACCUUCCAGCUCUUCGCCGUCUUCCGGUCAUGGACAUGGACACGGGAAAGCAUUCAAUUCCUCGCUUGCCGUAGAAAGCAUUGCACGCAGCGAUCCUGCCGAAUUCGCUACAAUCAACCAGUUCGAGACUUCACAAAUGUUCCCGGAACCGAUCUCCCCGAUAAAGCAACAUGAAAAACUCGUGCAGUCUGGGGUACUUCGAAGUGACGAUCAUCAGAUUCGUAUCGUCGGCAAACUUCAGCGUUUCUGGGAGCAGGUACUCAAGUACAACCCCCCACCUAUACCCGAAGCGAGGACAAGUGAUUCAUUGAUAUCUCGUUUGUUUUCUCGCGCACCUCCAGUACCAGGAACGGUGCCUGCAUCGGCACCAAAAGGUCUUUACCUUUAUGGCGACGUUGGCACAGGAAAGACAAUGCUUAUGGACCUCUUUUACCAAACACUGCCCCCUUCUAUCACACGCAAGCGUCGUGUGCACUUCCACGCCUUCAUGAUCGAUGCACAUAAACGCAUACACGCUGCUAAAUUGCUCAUGGGACACUCUGGUGGCGAUCCCAUCGGUCCUGUUGCGCGGGACCUAGCAAAAGAGGCGUAUGUGCUAUGCUUUGAUGAGUUUCAGGUUACGGAUAUCGCGGACGCCAUGAUUCUGAGGCGUUUAUUGGAGGGCUUGAUGGAUCAUGGUGUAGUUUGUGUAAUCACAUCUAAUCGACACCCAGACGAUCUUUACAAGAAUGGAAUUCAACGCUCAAGCUUUAUACCCGCCAUAGAGCUUCUCAAAUCGCGCUUUGAAGUGACGGACUUAGACUCAGGAACUGACUACAGACGGAUACCACGCGCCCUCUCCCACGUAUACUAUCAUCCACUAACACCAGAGAAUAAAGCCGAGAUAGACAAAAUCUUUAAUUCACUGACAUGUCCAACUCCUACCGCUGCGCUUCAAGACCCUGUUAUUGAGAAUCGCCCAAUAACGACGUGGGGCCGCACGCUUCGCGUUCCGCUUUCGACGUCAAAGGUUGCGCGAUUCUCAUUCGAGGAAAUUUGUGGCCGUCCAUUGAGUGCUGCCGAUUACUUGGAAGUGACGAAGCAGUUUGGUACUCUGUUUAUUACAGACGUGCCGAAAAUGGGGAUGGACAGGAAGGAUAUGGCAAGGCGAUUUAUCACAUUCAUAGACGCAUGCUACGAAUCCAAGGCAAGCUCACGUACAAGGAUUUUUGUAUCGUCAGAAGUACCCAUAUACCAGAUCUUUUCGGAUGAUUCGGCGGGCUCAGGGAACGGCAUCUCAGAUCACAUGCGGAGUGUGAUGGAUGAUCUAGGUACGUUUCCUUUCCUCAAUUCUUCUUACGACAUCUCAAUUUCUGUAAAGGGCCUAUCUCCGGAAGUUGUGGGCUCAAGCUCGAUGUUCUCAGGCGAUGAGGAAAUAUUCGCGUUUGCGCGGGCUUGCUCGCGGCUGGUGCAGAUGGGGAGCAGAGAAUGGGCAGAGACAGCUUCUCAAUAA